Podarcis lilfordi (Lilford's wall lizard) is the source of this 4854-nucleotide messenger RNA. Lineage: Eukaryota; Metazoa; Chordata; Lepidosauria; Squamata; Lacertidae. The record is from the annotation of a GenBank genome assembly.
AGUCAUCAUCAGGAGGGAGAGAGAGAGAGAGAGAUUAGGGGAGGGGGUGCGCGGGGAGCUGCUCCUCCGCCCCCUCCCUCGAAAGCGGGCGGGUUCAAAGGCGGCUGGCUGGCUGGCUGGUCCCAAGCCCCGCGCCCCGCUCCGAGGGCCAACGCCAGACUCGGCGGCGGCAGCGUGCCACCGCCGGAGCUGCUACUACCGCUUGCCGAGGCUGCCUUGCCCUCAUUGAGCCGGCGGCGUCGGCUGCUGCUGCUGCCGCUGCGUUAGUGCGAGAGCGAGAGCGAGAUUGUGCCGCUGCGACAGGGGAAGACGAGGCAAGGAGCUGGAGGGAGCGCACUGAGCAUGCGCCGCCCGGACCCACUGGCUCCAGCGCCUCCGCCAAGGUACCCUGCUGGAAAAGGAAGAAAUAAAAGCCAGGCAUGAAAAUACCAGCAAAUAGAAAGGAGAUCUGGUGAGGGAGAGGGGGGGGGUGGGGAGGUCUGGGCUCUCUCUCUCUCUCUCUCCCACACACACACACACCAGCACCAACAGGUAUUGCGGGGGGAGGGGGGCUUUGUGUGUUUGUGUGUGUAUUUGUGUGUGUGUGCAUCAUCUCCUGGGCAGGGCUGGAUGGGAUGUGGGGAGAAGGGAAUUGGCGGCUGGAAGGAGGCUGGUUCCGUGAGUGUGUAUGUGUUUGUGUGUGGUGGUGGUGGUGGUGGUGUUGUUGUCUUAAAAUUUUUUAUCACAGGGCUGCAUAACGGAAGCGUAGGGCAGACAACGAUGCCUGCACGGCGGGGCUGGCUCGGAGAUCUGGCGCCCCUGGGCAAGUCUGAGCAUCUGGGCUGGGGAAGAAAGAAGUCGGGCAGCCAAGCAAGCAGCCCUCUUUGCUGCCUCGCGUAUGUAUGUGCAUGUAUCGGGGUGUGGGAGAAGCUGGUUUCAUGGUGUGUGUGUGUGUGUGUGUGUGUGUGUGUUGCCUGCGUGUGUAACAAUGCACUCAUGAUCUGAUCAAGGCUCUUGUUUACGCAGCAAGCAAGCAGGGAGGCAGGCAGGCAGGUAGUUCCUAAAAGCUGAGAAUGGUGGAAUCUAUUGUGAAGAUGCUCUGUGUGUGUGUAGUGCUCAGAAGAGACAGCAUAGGAGGAACCUAUCCAUGGGGAUAGGCGAGCAAGGCUGCCUGACUCCGCCGCCGCCGUGGAGUGGCUGCUAGAGCCCUGCAAGCAGCAGAGUGGGUCUUUGUUAAUUACAUUUUGACAGGCGGCAUUAGGAGAAAUCCUGGAAUUCUGACUAGCCAGACACAGAUCCUCGCAUUCCGUGCUGGUCAAAAAUACAAACCGGAGCUGGCGGAUGUUCUUCCAGGGGUGCGUUUCAUAUUUAGCUAUGUAAAUACAUAGCUGGGUGGUGACACACACCCCACUGCAAUGAAGUGGGGGGGGAGAAUAUAUAUAUGCCCAUAUGGCAAUUCUUUAGCUUAGGUAUUUAUUUAAAAGUCUAGUGGGGGAGGGGAGCUUUGGUUCAUUGCAAAACCAGGAUUCCUGUUGUCUCCUUUCACUGUGCAUGAACUAGCAGGGUGUGAUUAAUAUGCUUUGGCGAGUUGGUUAAAAACAUACAUUCUGCAGGGUUUCUUUUGGAUGUGUUCCAUAUCAACACAGCAUCUGCCUCUGAAACACACACAAUAUCAACAGAAAAGGUGGGCAUUUAUGGGCAACCAUUCUUCCUUGGCAUUUUUUAUUUUAUUUUUAAGCUGCCAGUACCGGAAUGAUGAUGUAGGAAUUGGGUUGCCUCUGAAGCUUCAGAGACAGGAACUGUACAAUUCUAUACUCUGCCAAAAAAAAUUGAUUGUAAACAAGAAGGAAUAAAGUGAAGCAAUGCAUAGUAAGUGUGCAGUUCUCACUGAAUUUCCCUCAAACAAAUAAUAGUACUCCAACUUGCAACUUCCUUUGGCUCUCCAUAAAUUAACAUAUUCGUUAGCACCUCCCAACACCAUUUGUAUGUUAACUUAAGGACUGAUAGCUUGAUUUUUUUUUUCCAGAUAUUUUGAUGGCAUGAUAAAUCAGGAAGCGGAAAAGAGGAUGUACUAUGUGACUAGACAGACACCAGAUCAGAUCUGCUUUUGGAAUAUAUUUUCAGUAAGAUGUAUGGAUCUAUUUUUUCCUUAUACAUCUAUCUAGAUCAUGAGACUUGACUGAGGCAAUAUUCAAAUCAUUCGUCCAUCUAUGGCGAACUACAGCCAUGCAGCUGACAACAUUUUACAAAAUCUCUCCCCUCUAACAGCGUUUUUGAAAUUGACUUCACUGGGUUUCAUCAUAGGAGUCAGUGUGGUGGGUAACCUUCUGAUCUCCAUUUUGCUAGUCAAAGACAAGACCUUGCACAGAGCUCCGUAUUACUUCCUGUUGGAUCUUUGCUGCUCAGACAUCCUCAGAUCUGCAAUUUGCUUCCCAUUUGUUUUCACUUCCGUGAAAAAUGGCUCAUCUUGGACGUACGGGACUCUCACUUGCAAAGUGAUUGCCUUCUUGGGGGUCCUGUCUUGUUUCCACACCGCUUUCAUGCUGUUCUGCAUAAGCGUUACCAGAUACUUAGCUAUUGCCCACCACCGCUUUUAUACAAAAAGGCUGACCUUCUGGACUUGUUUGGCUGUGAUUUGUAUGGUGUGGACCCUCUCCGUCGCUAUGGCUUUCCCUCCGGUGUUGGAUGUGGGCACCUAUUCAUUCAUUAGGGAGGAAGACCAGUGUACCUUUCAGCAUCGCUCCUUCAGAGCCAAUGAUUCUCUGGGAUUUAUGCUGCUUCUCGCCCUUAUCCUUCUAGCCACACAGCUUGUCUACCUCAAGCUGAUCUUUUUCGUUCACGAUCGCAGGAAAAUGAAGCCAGUUCAGUUUGUUGCAGCAGUGAGCCAGAACUGGACGUUUCAUGGUCCAGGAGCCAGUGGUCAAGCAGCUGCAAAUUGGCUGGCUGGAUUUGGAAGGGGUCCCACGCCACCAACCUUGCUGGGGAUCAGGCAAAAUGCCAACACCACAGGGAGGAGAAGGCUGCUUGUCUUGGAUGAGUUCAAAAUGGAAAAACGAAUCAGCAGAAUGUUCUAUAUCAUGACAUUCCUCUUCCUAACCUUGUGGGGCCCGUAUCUGGUCGCCUGUUACUGGAGAGUUUUCGCGAGAGGGCCUGUGGUUCCAGGUGGAUUUCUAACGGCUGCUGUUUGGAUGAGUUUUGCCCAAGCUGGAAUCAAUCCUUUUGUCUGCAUUUUCUCCAACAGGGAGCUGAGGCGCUGUUUCAGCACAACCCUUCUUUACUGCAGAAAAUCCAGGUUACCAAGGGAACCUUACUGUGUUAUAUGAGGGAGCAUCUGUAAAAUCUUUAGCCUUGUGAAAACACUACCCUUCUCUGCUAAGCAAUUGUGGCCUGUUGCCAUGUCUGGAGAAGAAAAGGAAAAAAGGGGGGAGGGGGAAAUCAAACGGGCUGUCAGCGGUUGUAAGGAUUUGGGCAACGACGUCCUGCAAUCUUUGCAAUAGCUCAUCUCUAAUCCUAUUUCGAAACCUAAACUUGUUUCUGCUGGCCACUCGCGAAGGUUUGUAAAUUAAGAGUAAAGGACUGAGCCACUGCCCUGAAAUGCUUUGAUGUGGUGGAAAACCUAGAUCGUGAUUCAGAAAGUAGCAGGUGCUAAAUAUAUCAGCGCUCAAUGCUGUAUAUAUCACUACAUAAAAGUAAGACCAUCACAAAAAGAUUAAAAUUGGACAUCUGAAUCAGUUAAGUUUGACAUGAGGUUAAUGUGUUGAUGAAACUAUUUAAGACACUGGAUGACCUUUAGAUCAUUUCAUACAAUUACUGUUUUUCAAAUACAAAAAUCUGGGGACUGUGUUAAGUCCUGUAACCAAUGGGAGAUGUGCCAUUUAGUAUUGGAUUAUCACCCCACAUUUGCCUUGUGAGUUCUGGGGAGCAUUACAAAGCAGUUUUGUGUUUUUGGGUUGUUGCUGGGGAGGUUUUCCCCUUGUUGUUUUUUCAACUUAGGUUUUAUUUUUCUCUAAAUACAUUCUUCGUCUUUCACCCACCCACCUGCUGCCAUUCGCCCCCAUCCCCCACAAAACGAAAUACUGGUUUGUUUGUUUGUUUGUUUCCAGGCUGAAGUAUUACUGGCAUAUAAUUGUGUUCUAUGUCUUGUUUGAUUUUUGUUUUUUUUAAAAAAAAAUCACGAUUUGCUAUAAUUUUUAUUGGAUGCAUUUUAUAUUUUCGAAAGCUAGAUAUCAGUCUGUUAGGCAACAUCAAUGAGAUUAUCCAAUCAUGACAAAGGAGUAAUCAUUACGCAGAAUAAACCACAUGUUGCCUUAAAGGGUUAUCUAGUAUCUUCCAUUUUGUUUAGCAUUUUAGAAAUAAGCAAAGAAAGUGAAUCGGUUAACUCCAGUCUGCCAUUUGGGAGUGCAUGAAAGAUCACUUAAAAUCCCUUCUUUCCUUUUUUAUUCUCAUGAUUCCCCAAAUCAGUAUGCUCAUCACUAGGAUUAUAUUCCCCCGCCCUAAGGUAUGUUGCCCAUUCUAGUUUGUUCUGAGAAACACAGGCAGACAAUGUAUGUUUAUAUUUUUAAGACAACUGUCAUGGGGAGACCGCAGCCUUAGUAAGAUAUAUUGCACAAUUUGUGAAGCAUCUAUUCUACUGAAGGCACAGUCUUGUUUAUACUUUCUGCACAUUUUGGUGUAUUGGUUGUUUCAAAUUAUUUCAAUUUUAACUUGUGAAAGCAUAUAAUAUGAUUUCUAGUAUUUUAGAAAAUACAUUAGAGUCUGUGAGUCUUUCCUUCUUUUAGAUACAGAUGUGUGGAUUUCAAUAUAAAGUUGCAUUUGCCAAAAUUUACCUGUGUAGCCUGUUAAUUUUCUUGGAAUAAAAUUUUACAUUUUUCCAGU